AUGUUCCAAGCUUACCAGUUCGGCUUUUGGGGGAGGUUUAAGGCCACAGUUGCACGAUGCCCCGUCCGAGAUGACGAGGCGAGACGAUUCGUAUCUGACAAAGACUCUGCUGCUCGUCCUGGCCGCCCUUGUGUCGUCUUCCUCUACAGGAAACGACGUUACUCCCCACACCUCGCUCGCUCUCCUUCUGCGAAAGGAAUCUCCUGCAGUGUUUCCAAUCCUACAGUGGGAGAAGAUUUGAGUACGACCUAUGAGGCGCACCUGACGACGACAGAAACGAGCACGCUGGCACCUGAGCGUUCCUCGCCUCAAAGCGCGCCUCGAAACGCCACCUCGGGAGUUCCUGGAGUCCGGUUCUGUGGCGUCCCCGAUGAUCCCGAUAUUUUCAAUAGGACGCGGGGUCAGCGAGUUAAACGGUACAACGCGCAGGGGAGAAAAUGGAACAAAAAGACCCUCACUUGGACGCUCCGGAGGUCCAGCAGCCGGGCUGAUCUUCCUGAAGGGGUCAUCAGACAGCAGCUGACGGCGGCCAUGCACGUCUGGGAGCGCGAGUCGACCCUCAUCUUUCAGGAGGUCCACAAAGACACCAAAGACGUGGAUAUCAUCGUCAGCUUCGAAACAGGAGACCACGGCGACGGCUACAAGUUCGACGGUCAGGGCGGCACCCUCGCGCACGCCUUUUAUCCUGGGGGAGGCAUAGGGGGCGACAUGCACUUCGACGACACUGAAAAAUUCGUGACGCAUCUCGAGGCCAAAAAGUACGUGUCCAACAGCCUGCUCGUGACGGCGGCGCAUGAGCUCGGCCACUCGCUGGGGCUGCUCCACUCCGACGUCUCCACUGCCCUCAUGGCGCCCUUUUAUCAGGAGUUCCCUCCGGAUUUCCGCCUCCCGACGACGACAGGUACGGCAUCCAAGCCCUCUACGGGACCCAGAUCCUCUUACCGUCUACUACUGAGCAGCCCUUCGAGCCAUCUACAGGCGCCGUACAUACCACCACGCGCGGUUUCUACGCGACCGCCCCUCCCACACGCCCUCCCCAAAGCCUACCGCCUCCAACAAGGGCCCGUGCCCUACGACCCGCCAACGCCCCACACCCCGGAGCCCCCAUCUCAGCCCUGUCCGAUCGAGCCCCCCGAGCCCGGAGUGCCUGACACGUGCUCCACGGAAUACGACACCGCAACCGUGUACCGCGGCGACCUCUAUUUCUUCAAAGACAAGUACUACUGGCGCGUGGACCGAAGGGGAAUGCCGUCCAUGAGAGAGUUUCCUUAUAAGAUCAAGUCUCGCUUCUACGGACUGCCUCGUGGCGUCGACCGCAUCGACGGCGUUUACGAGGACCGCCAAGACCACCUGGUUUUCUUCAGCGGUCCCAAUUACUUCGUGCUUGACCAUUUCUUCCGCCUGAGGAGGAAGGGCGUUAUAUCGGACCUCCGGGUGAACGCCACGCACAUCGACGCAGUGAUGGUCUGGGGGCACAACGGCCGCACUUACCUCUUCAGCGGCAACAAUUACUGGCGACUCGACCGCCAGGGAAUGGCCGAGAUGGACUACCCGCGCGACGUGAACGUGUGGCGAGGCCUCCCUCACAACAUGUCCGCGGCCUUCACUUUUCACUCAGUCACCUACUUCCUUGCAGGCCGCGUCUACUGGCAGUUCAACAACACAGCCAUGAGGGCCGUUAGAUCCCCUUACCUGACGGCCUCACACUGGCUCAGCUGCCCCUUCCACGACCUGUCGCAGGCCACCCGCUGCUCCAGCCGCUCGCCGGCCUCCCUCGCGCCGACUCCAGCUGUCACCGCCACCCUCGCUCUCCUGGCCGCUGCUCUCUGCGUCGGCCCCGAGUAG
This is a messenger RNA of Penaeus vannamei (Pacific white shrimp), 1845 nucleotides long. Lineage: Eukaryota; Metazoa; Arthropoda; Malacostraca; Decapoda; Penaeidae. The record is from RefSeq and is a predicted model, not a curated record.